This is a messenger RNA of Aureococcus anophagefferens, 1836 nucleotides long. RefSeq lists its product as hypothetical. The transcript has a single exon. Lineage: Eukaryota; Pelagophyceae; Pelagomonadales; Pelagomonadaceae. Bases 1 to 1836 code for a protein of 611 amino acids. The record is from RefSeq and is a predicted model, not a curated record.
AUGGUCAACUGCGCGUGGUGGUUCCAUCCCCGGCUGGCGGCGCCGCGCGAGGCCGCGGCGGCGGGGCUCUGCAAGACGCCGCGCCGGGUCGAGGCGGACGGCCUCGACGCGCCGGCGUCGGAGGUCUUCGGCUCCGCGCGGCGGCGGUCGCGCCGGGAGGAGGCGCUCGACUUUAGCGACCACGGCGCGCUCGCGCUGCAGUCGCCGCAGAGCGAUGAGAGCGACGAGUGGGCGCUCAUCUCCGUUGAGUCCGAGGAGGAGAAGGACGCGAAGCGCCUGAAGCGCCAGGCGUCCUGGGACUCGAGCCUCACGAGCCACUCGGACGACGAAGCGGACGGCGAGGCCGCCGACGACGCGUCGAGCGGGCGCGCGUCGAGCGACCCGUCGAGCUCGCUCGACGACACGUCGUACGACGGGCGCGUGGUCCGGGGCUCCGGCGAGGCCUACCGCGCGGCGGGCGACGGCGACGGCGGCGACGGCGACCUCGACGACCGGCCGGACUCGCCGCGGUCCGUGAGCGAGGACGACUCGAGCCUGGACAGCACGGCCUACGGCGGCCGCAUCGUCCGCGCGGACGCGCAGCGGUCGCCGCCCCGCGUCGAGAACCUCGCGGACGCGGCGCGCGAGGUCCUCGACCUCGCGGCGGGCGACGACGAGGUCCGCGAGGACCGCGCGCCCGUCCGCGAGGCGCGGCCGCGGGUGUCGAGCGACGAGAGCCUCGACUGCUCGCGCUACGGGGGGCGGGCGCUCGUGGCCGCGUCGCGGAGCGCGUGCGACCUCCGCGGCGUCGGCGGCGACGACGACGACGACGACCUCCGCGACGGGCGCACGCCGCCGCCGCCGUCCUGGCCCGGCGACGACGGGGGCUUGGACGGCACGCGGCGCGGCGGCCGGGUUCCGACGUUCGGGCGGCCGCGCGCGGCGUCCUUCACGUGCCUCGCGGUCUUGGACGACGCGGCGGGCAUCGGCGCCGCGCUCGGGCGGCCGCGGAGCGCGGGUCUGGACGCCGAGGCGGCGAUGGCCGAGGCGUCGCUGGACGACUCCUUCUACGGGUCGCGCGCGGUGUCCGCGGAGCGGCGGUCGUCGUCGUUUCACCGCCGCUUCCCGGUGAGCGCGUCGCUGCCGUCCAUCGCCCACGAGGAGGGCCUGGGGGCGACGCGCCGGCCCCGGUGCGUGCGCUUCGCGACGCCCCUCGUCGCGCGCGUCGAGUUCUUCGAGCCCGCGCGCGCCUCGGAGAAGGCGAGUACGUGGUUCUCCCGGGCCGAGUACAAGUCGAUCCGCGACGCGGCCUGGUUCAUCGAGGGCCUGGAGCAGGACGAGGGCGAGCAGGACUUCGCGACGACGGCGGGCACCGUGGAGAGCCGGCGGGGCAUCCGCGACGAGGAGUCGAACGAGGCGCGGCGCGCGCGGAUCCGCGCCGUCCGCUGGGCCGUCGUCGCCGCGUCGGAGCAGUUCCUGCCGCCGGACGUCGUCGCCAAGCUCGCGACGUCCGACGAGGCCGCCGCGCUCGCGCGGUCCGCGGGCGAGGAGGACCGCGCCGCCGCCGAGGAGGACGCGGGCGCGCCGUCGUCCGAGAGCCCCAAGUCGCCCGAGGCCGCGACGGUGACGCGCGCCGCGGUCCAGAAGAUCCUCAAGGACCACCGGGGGGCGAGCGGCCUGGCGCCCCUCGUCCGCCGCGACUCGCUGGAGAAUUUGCUCGAGGACACGUCGACGCGGCGGCGCCGCGAGGCGGGCGACGCGGAGCGCGAGCGCGAGGCCGGGCGCAUGACGGCCGCGCGGUCGCGCGCCGCGCUGAAGCUCUACUUCGACGCGCGCCAGGCGCGGAGCCUGGAGUAA